CUGGCGGUGCUCACUGCUCGGGCGGCCGGCCAUUCACUCGCUCCCUUGCUCCCUCGCUCGCUCGCCCGCGGAGCCUCCAGCAGAAGCAGGCCGAAAGGCGAAGCUCCACGACGGCGAGACGCGACGUACUAGCCGAGAUGACGGGAGGAGGACGCUGCUGACCUGGCACACUGCCACCAGAGAAUCUGCUCCAGUCAUGGCCGCCCAUCGCAUUAGAGCCUCGGCCAGUAGCAACACUUCGCUGCCUCGGUGCAGGUCCGAGGGGACGCUGAUUGACCUCAGUGAGGGCGUGUCCGAGUCCAGUCUCAUUGACGUCAAAGUGCCUUCUCCUAGUGCCUUACGCCUGGAUUCCACCGCCUCGUUGGGCACGGCCCGGGAGGUGGUGGCCAUUAAGGAUUACUGCCCAUCCAGCUUCACCACGCUCAAGUUUUCCAAAGGCGACCGCCUCUACGUCCUAGACACAUCGGGCGGCGAGUGGUGGUAUGCCCACAACAACACAGAGAUGGGCUACAUCCCGGCUGCCUACGUUGAGCCCAUCAAUUUCAGAGACUCGUCCUUCAGUGAUAGCGGCAUGAUUGACACCGCAGGGGACACCAAGGAGGAGACGGCCUCGGAAAUGGACCUUCUCGGGGACUGGGCUGGUGUAAUUCUCAAACCCACCACUUUCCAUAAUGGAAAUCCUUUCAUAACCACACAUACCUCAACCAACCCGUUCCUCCGCGGGGGUCCUCAGAGCCCACUGGACCAGAACAGCAACGAGAAGUCAGUUGAUCUUCUUCUCUUUGACACCCCGUCUGUGUCAGAAUCAGUCAGCAGCACCGCGGACCUCAACGGUUUUGGUGGGAUUGUUUUUAACCCUCUAAGUAGCACUCCAGGGAUGGAGCUUCGAAGGGACAAUCCAUUUUUCAGGAGCAAGCGGUCCUACAGUUUGUCCGACAUGUCCAUUCUGCAGGCUCAGUCGGACAACUCUCCAAUGUCCAGUGGUUUCCUUAGCAGCCUUAAAGCGCCAGCUCCGGAGCAGUUCCAGAACAGGGAGGAUUUCCGGACAGCGUGGCUUACCCACCGCAAGCUGGCCAGGUCCUGCCACGACUUGAACUCGCUGGGCCAAAACCCGGGCUGGGGUCAGACGCAGCCGGUAGAGACCAGCAUCGUCUGCCGGCUGGACAGCUCAGGAGGCGCUGUUCAGCUUCCAGACACCAACAUCAGCGUCCACAUUCCUGAGGGACACGUCACGGAGGGGGACACCCAGCAGAUUUCCAUCAAAGCUCUCUUAGACCCGCCUUUGGAGCUGAACAACGACCGCUGCACCACCUCUGGCCCAGUGGUGGAGCUCAAGCUCAGCAACAUGGAGACCAAAACCAGCAUUACACUGGAGAUGAAAGUAUCCGUGGUGGUCAAAGCAGAAAACCGGGAGACCACCCGGAUCCUGUACGUCAGAAGCGACUGUAAAGAGGGGCCUUACACUCCCAUCUCCCAGACUUGCCUGUACGGGGACACGGUCCAGGUGACCUUGGACAACUUGGAACCAUGCAUGUAUGUUUGUGUGGUAGUGCAGUCCCAGUCUACAUCUCCAGAUUCCACCGUGUGGGAUCAUGUGGUCAAAAAGAUUACACUAGGGGUGUACGGUCCCAAACACAUUCACCCCUCAUUCAAAACGGUUGUAGCCAUGUUUGGUCAUGAUUGUGCCCCCAAGUCGCUGUUGGUGAGCGACGUGGGUAGGCAGACGCAGUCUUCGCCUGUAGCGCUACAGCUGUGGGGCAAACACCAGUUUGUCCUGUCCAGACCCCAGGACCUCCGGGUUGGGGUGUACUCUAACAUGGCCAACUACGAGGUUAAGGCCAGCGAGCAGGCAAAAGUGGUCCGGGGUUUCCAGAUCAAACUGGGCAAAGUAAGCCGGCUCGUCUACCUGAUAAGUUCUCGCAACGGCACGGAUGUUUCAGACUUCACCCUGAGGAUCCAGGUCAAAGACGACUUGGAUCUUAUACUGGCCCAGUUUUGCGUUCAGACGCCCACGCCUCCGCCCAAAACGGGUCCGAAGACGUCCAUGCAGCGUCGCUUCCUGAAGAAGAAGGAAGUGGGUAAGAUUGUCCUCUCCCCACUGGCCGUUGCCACCAAGUACCCAGUGUUCCAGGACCGCAGGAUCACCAACCUGAGGUUUGGAAAACUGAUCAAGACAGUCAUCCGGCAGACUAAGAACAGCUACCUGCUGGAGUACAAGAAAGGAGACUUUGUGGCACUUUUAAGUGAGGAGAAGGUCAAGCUGAAGGGUCAGUUGUGGACCAAAGAAUGGUACAUUGGGUACUACCAGGGCCGGGUGGGACUGGUCCACACGAAAAAUGUACUGGUGAUGGGCAAAGUCAAGCCUAUUUACUUUAGCGGGCCUGAGCUCACCACCUCCUUGUUACUGGAGCAGGUCCUAAGGCCCUGCAAGUUUCUCACAUACAUCUACGCCUCGGUUCGCACCGUCCUGAUGGAGAACAUCUGCAACUGGCGGGCAUUCGCAGAUGCCCUCGGGUACCAGAAUCUGCCCGUGACGUACUUCUGCCGGGCCGAGCUGGACAGUGAGCCAGAGAGGGUGGCCUGUGUUCUAGAAAAGCUAAAGGAAGACUGCAACAACGCUGACAGCAAAGAGCGAAAGUCCUUUCAGAAGGAGCUACUCAUGGCUCUGCUGAAGCUGGACUGCCAGGGCCUGGUAGCCCGUCUGGUGAUGGACUUUGUCCUGCUGACUACGGCGGUGGAGGUGGCAGGACGCUGGCGAGAGUUGGCCGAGCGCCUGGCCAAGGUUUCCCGCCAGCAGAUGGACGCCUACGAGGCGCCGCACCGCGACAAGAACGGCGUGGUGGAUGUCGAGGCCAUGUGGAAGCCGGCGUACGACUUCCUGGUGACGUGGGCGGCCCAGAUGGGCGACAGCUACCGGGAUGUGAUCCAGGACCUCCAUGUGGGCCUGGACCGGAUGAAGAGUCCCAUCACCAAACGCUGGAAGCACCUGAGCGGAACUCUGCUUCUGGUCCACUGCCUGGACACCCUCCGAAGUUCCGCCUUCAGUCCCGUCUCCGCCACUUCUUCCUCACAGGACGACUUCGCCAUCUGACGCUUUUUCUACUCGCCUUUUUUCUACACGCACCGCACGUCUAUUUAUUUACACUCGGUUCUGUCUCCUGUGAUUCUGAUCGCGCUCGUGUAAUUUAUUAAUGUCGCCGACCCGCCAAACGCUUGGAACCGGACUCUCAUGAGCUACGCUUCCCCUUUCGUAUCAUGUUUUUGGUCAACUUUCUCGUCCUUGCUUGUUUUGAAGCUUUACCCACCCGGUUCUGGUUUGAUCGGGUCAGUUUUGAUGUGAUCAUUGCAGUUUCGGAUGCAAUUGGGCCCAUUUCAGGUGUAAUCGGAUUGGUUCUGAUGUGAUUGUGUCAUUUUCUAUUGCAAUUAGGUCCAAUUCUGGUGUGAUUGGGUUCAGAUUUGAUACAAUCUGGUUUUGGAGCACCUGGGCCAAUUCUGGUGUGAUCCGGUUGGGUUUUGUUGGAAUUAGGAUAGGUUCAGAUUCCAUUAGAUCAAGUGCUGAUUGGAUCUGAUCUGGUUCUGGCACAAUCAGGUGCCGUCAAAAACAGAACCGGCCUCAUGGAACUCACUCACUGUUUCAGAGUUGUCGUCAACUUUCACAUCCUUGCUUUGUUUGGGGGUGUGAUUGGGUCAGGUUCUGCGGGUGAGGUGUGGGGUCUGGGUCAGGGUCUGGAGGGUGCCAUUAGACCUGUUUCUAGUGCGAUCAGAUCAGGAUCAAUUGUCAUCGGCUCGGGUCAGUUUCUCAUUUGAAGGGAUGAGAUUGUGAUCCGGUGCAAUUGGUAGGGGUGCCAAUGUUUGCUGACUCCCCCUGGAAACAAAGACAACAUUGACACCUUAUGGCUCAAUUGUCCAUUUCGAUUGCUUGUCGUCAUGGUAACGACAAACAAGCCAGCGCUUUGAAACUGAGCAACAUUCCUGACCUGUUUGUUGUCUGAUUUUCACACUUCGUAUUUUACAUCAACACUUGCCAAAAAGGACGUGUGCGGUCACGUGACGGUGUCAUGUGACAUCAUCAUGUGACAUCAUCACCGCCGUUGCCGCUCAUCAGAAAUAAAGUGUAAAUAUUUGCA
Messenger RNA from Phyllopteryx taeniolatus (common seadragon), 4127 nucleotides. Its product is annotated as SH3 domain-binding protein 4. The record is from RefSeq and is a predicted model, not a curated record. Bases 197 to 3091 code for a protein of 964 amino acids. Gene Ontology annotation, cellular component: cytoplasm. NCBI's taxonomy places the organism in Eukaryota, Metazoa, Chordata, Actinopteri, Syngnathiformes, Syngnathidae. Gene Ontology annotation, molecular function: protein binding. The transcript is spliced from 5 exons.